Molecule: messenger RNA, 1251 nt
Organism: Harpia harpyja (harpy eagle)
Lineage: Eukaryota; Metazoa; Chordata; Aves; Accipitriformes; Accipitridae
Exons: 2
Coding region: 259-1251 (330 amino acids)
Biological process (GO): protein polyubiquitination; protein monoubiquitination
Molecular function (GO): ubiquitin protein ligase activity
Source: RefSeq, a predicted model, not a curated record
AUCGCGAGAUCUGGAGCACUGAGCGAGGCCUUGGCGCUGGUGUCGUGCUCGGGGAGUUGCUCCUUGCAGCUCUCAGUGCCCAACCCCAGAGCCGUCGAAGGAUUUUCCCCGGCCCUGCCAGCUCCAGGCAGCCGGGGCACCCAGGAGCUACGCUCGCAGCAGCAGAGCGUGACACCAGCUGCUGCAGCGCCGGUGAGAGGGAGUGGUUCCACAUCCCUGGUACCCCCCAGCCCACCACAGCACGUGGAGAGCGUAGCCAUGGAGCUGGAGGACCACUGUCCCAUCUGCCUGGGCAGCUGGGAGGAGGCCAGCUUUGUUAUGCCAUGCCUCCACCGGUUCUGCUACCCGUGCAUCCUGCGGUGGGCUGAGAGCAAGCCCGAGUGCCCCCUCUGCAAGAGGAGGAUCCUCUCCAUCUUGCACUCGGUGCGGGCGGAUGAUGACUACGUGGAGCAUAUCAUCACACCACCCUCAGGCGUUGUCCGUCAGGCGGGAGGAGCUCCCAGACGUGCAGCUGCCCACGACCUCCAUCUCCCUGGAGCACCCCAACGCUGGGCUGCAGAAGGGGUGCCCAGGCGUCCUGUGGGCAUCUUCCAGCCCCCAAACUGGUUGAACAACUUACGGGACAACCCAGCGCUCCUCCAGAUCCUGCAGCCCUGUGUCCAUUGGCAGAUGGAGGAGAUCUUUGGCAGCAGAGUGUUGGAGGCAGCCAUGGAGGAGGACACAAUCACCGCCAUCCUGACCAGCCAAAGGAUGGAUGCAGAGCUGCUGGGCCAGAUGCUGGGGGUCUCCCACCAAAAGUGCAAGGAGACACUCAUGCAACACCACAGACAUGUUGCUGCACAACGGUGCAGCAGAGAGACCCAACGUCUGCUGGGCUGGCAGGAUGUCCCUGCUGCUGGAGGUCAGGAGGACCGCCCCACGGGUGCCCCUGGCCCCACUGCCACCGAAGGAGGGUCUCUUGUCCCCGGCCCAGCCUCCUCCAGCAGCCCUGCAAGAUCCAGCGCAGACGAGCUCCCUGGCACCUCAUCUGCUGCCAUUGGUGGGAUUCCCAGCAGCCACCCCUCUGCUCCCAUUGCCAUCCCUGCGGAGCAAGAAGUGCCCCAGGAGGAGCCAGGGAAGACUGUGCCCGAGCCAUCCACUUCCAGCCGGGGCAGGGAACGCUCCCCUGGGAGGCCACGGCAAGCCCCAAAGAGGAGGACCGACAGCUCCGAGGCCUCCCCAGCCAACAAGAGGCCAGCACCGCGUCGCUGA